Messenger RNA from Rhinolophus ferrumequinum (greater horseshoe bat), 2808 nucleotides. RefSeq names its product ELMO domain containing 1 (gene ELMOD1). The record is from RefSeq and is a predicted model, not a curated record. Gene Ontology annotation, molecular function: GTPase activator activity. Bases 220 to 1245 code for a protein of 341 amino acids. NCBI's taxonomy places the organism in Eukaryota, Metazoa, Chordata, Mammalia, Chiroptera, Rhinolophidae. The transcript is spliced from 13 exons.
GCCUCGGUGACAGGGCGGACCGCGCUGACCGCCGCCGCGGAGCGCGCAGCCCGAGCGCCUGGGGAAGGCGGAGAUGGAGACCCGAACGCCUCCUGCGAGGACCUGCUGAGCUCUCUUCCGCCUCCGGAGUCCAGCUUACACUUGCUUUGACAAAGACAAAUUUGAAAGCAAUUACUUGAGGACAGUUUGGAUAACAUCUGAAUAAUCAAAACAGGCACAAUGAAGCACUUCCUAAGAAUGUUGAUCCAGGUGUGCCUGUAUUUUUACUGUAAAUUUUUGUGGCGCUGCCUGAAAUUUGUAAUGAGGAAGUUGACUGGAAAAUGUGAACUGCAACGGAUCUGUUACAAUACCAAGCCUGGAGCUUCUAGAACCAUGAAAAUUGAAACAUCACUAAGGGAUUCAAAAAGUAAGCUGUUGCAGACUUCAGUGAGUGUUCACCCUGAUGCUAUUGAAAAAACUAUAGAAGACAUCAUGGAACUGAAAAAAAUUAACCCCGACAUAAAUCCACAGUUGGGAAUCUCUCUUCAGGCUUGCCUUCUGCAAAUUGUUGGGUACAGAAAUCUUAUUGCAGAUGUGGAAAAACUGCGCAGAGAACCCUAUGACUCUGAUAAUCCCCAACAUGAGGAAAUGCUUUUGAAGUUAUGGAAAUUCUUGAAGCCCAAUACUCCACUGGAAUCUCGGAUUUCUAAGCAAUGGUGUGAAAUUGGUUUCCAAGGUGACGAUCCUAAAACAGAUUUUCGAGGAAUGGGUCUUCUGGGACUGUACAAUUUGCAGUAUUUUGCGGAAAGGGAUGCUACAGCAGCUCAGCAGGUCCUCUGUGACUCUCUUCAUCCAAAAUGCAGGGAUAUCACUAAAGAGGAAAUAAGUUUGGAUAUGAGUCUUUUAAGCAAAUUCAGCAAAGCAGAAUGGGAGAAGAAAAGGAUGGAUAAAGCAAUUGGGUACUCAUUUGCAAUUGUGGGCAUCAAUAUAACUGACCUGGCAUAUAAUCUACUGGUGAGCGGAGCUCUAAAAACUCAUUUCUACAACAUUGCCCCAGAAGCUCCAACAUUGUCUCACUUCCAGCAAACAUUCUGCUAUUUGAUGCAUGAGUUUCAUAAGUUUUGGAUUGAAGAGGACCCCAUGGACAUAAUGGAAUUUAACCGUGUGAGGGAGAAAUUCCGCAAGAGGAUCAUAAAGCAGCUGCAGAACCCAGAAAUGGCGUUGUGCCCCCACUUUGCUGCCUCGGAAGGUUUAGUCAACAUGUAGUCGCCUACACUGAUUUUAAUGGAUACCGUGGAACACUGCCUCAUUGUCGUGUUAGACUCCGCUUAGGUCCCAGCUCACACACUGAAUGCACACAGUGGUUGUAUGCAUGCCUUUUGGUACAGUAUUUUCAUCUCUUGGUCAUUAUUACCUGAUCCCCAGAUACCACUAUUUCUGGAGUAUCUGUCAUCCAGUGACUGCUCAUAUUGUGGCAUUACUCAGUGUUACAUCCUGCCUUGACACCCAGGUGUGGAGAGAGUUUUCUAUUUUUUUAGAUUGUUUUCCUCUCUCUCUCAUAACUCAGCAUUGAUGAAUUGUAUUUCUCUAGCUGUAUUUUGUAUGUAAGAGAUUUAGCUAAAUAUUGUUCUGUGGAAGCCUUUUAAUUUAUUGAUAUUUCAUGACUAUUGCUGCUAGUUUUCCGAGCCAGGUUCAUGCUUGGGCCUCAUUCCAAUAAAGUACAAGACUUUAGAAUAAUAAAGACAGACAGACACAUGAUAAGCCAAACCAUUCCUGCAAACAUAGCUGCGCUUUACAAAAAUGUAACAAGGCUUACAAGAAGCAAAUUGAGGUAGGUGCUGUUUUUGUUUGAAGUACUGCAGAAUUAUAUUGUAACUCACCCACGGUUACAAUUCUGUCAAUGUCAUCCAGAUAACGAAUUACUUUAUUUCCAUAAUUUCAUGGACUUGGAUGCCUAUAUAUGUUUAUGAUGUUUAGAGCCUCAGAAAGGAAGUAUGCACACUUCAAUAGCUAUAAAAGGUUUUUCACUGCCUGCCUCUUGCAGAACUCAGAGUUCUACCCUGGCACUGUUCUGAUCCAAGCAUCUUUGCUUGGGGAACUGAAUGCUGACUGGUUUGUUUUCUCUGUGAAGAGGCAAUAUUAAAAAACAAUUUGCAAGAAAAUGUGUUGCAAGAGAGGAACCUAAGCUAUGUUAUUUUGCAAUAUUUCUUGAAAAUAACAACCUUAUAUCAAUAGAACAAAUAAACUGCUUGGAAAGGGAAGAAGAACAAAUCAGUCCAAAACUGCUAAAAAAUCAUUUUAAAAACCAUAAAUUAGUUUGGAAUUAUGAUUGUAGUCUGUUGAAUAGAAUAUACCAUGGCAUUUCAUACCCAUGGUAUUUUAUACCUUCGAUCAAUUUUAGUAUUAUUAAGCAUUUGUGUAAUCACUUGCUUAUUUAAAUGAAUUUUGAGUACUGCCUGUCAGUUGUAUGAAUAAAUUACAUGUCAUUCUACUGUAACGUAUAGUGGAUUUCAUUUUAAUAUUUUUGUGCUCGUACAGUUUCUGAAUAUGCAAAUACGUGAGUGGGUAGAAUGUCAAAGACAGACAACCUGGAGCUGAAUAUAAAUCACGCCAUCGUUCAGAGUAACCAGGAAUAAAUUAAAGUGUGUCAUGUCUGAGAAGCUUCUUUAUUUAACUGAUCUUGAGGCCUGGUGGUGCUUUAAUGAAUGAAUAAGAUCCACCUUCAUCUUUGUAACUUCCUAUAAAGCCUGGUUUAUCUACUGCUAGACAACUGAUACAGGAGACAUUAAGCCGCCUGUUGUUUCCUUGUCCAUUCUAGUUCCUUUGGGA